This is a messenger RNA of Closterium sp. NIES-67, 2279 nucleotides long. The record is from the annotation of a GenBank genome assembly. Lineage: Eukaryota; Viridiplantae; Streptophyta; Zygnematophyceae; Desmidiales; Closteriaceae.
CGCCCUGCCAGACAACGUGACGACUAGAUAUAAUCUUAGGCUCGUCUUACACCAUUGUCCAUUCCUUCCUCCGUCUCUCUUCCUUCGGAUUACUGUUAUCUAGCAAGUGGUGGCCAUAGGAGCUCCCCAGGGGGGGGCGACAUUGGGGAUGAGGACAGAGGGCAAGGAUGGGAAGGAUGGCAAAGACGGCAAGGACGGCGAGCAUUCGAGGUCGCAUUCGAUGAAGAAGAGGAUGGAAUCGGUUCUCGGAUGGGCGGCCAGGAUUCUCCCGCGCUCCAACAGCGGCGGCAAGGGGCCCGGUGCGGGGCCGCGGGAAGAGAGCGAGGUGGAGCGGAGAGUGGUCGAGGCGCUGCGGCGGCGGAGAGAGGAGGACGAAGCUUCCGGGAAGAAGCGGAUCGUGCACUUUAAUACCCUGGUGAUGAAAUUCGCCAAGUCGGACGAGGCGUUCAAGCAGAUCCGGAAACAGUUCGACGAGUACGACAAGGACGCGAGCCAGUCCAUCGACCUGGAGGAGUUAAAGACAUGCUUGCACGCGCUGGGAGUGGCGAUAGCGGAGGAGGAGGUGAUGCAGCUGUACAAAGAGGCGGACAUGGACUGCAGCGACGGCAUGCAGUUCAAAGAGUUCAUCUUGCUCCUGGCGCUGCUAUAUCUCCUAAAGCCUAAUGCGCACUUCGCCCAGCCAGAGGUGGAGGCGGCGUUUGGGCUCAUAGCGGACGCGUUCAACUUCUUUGACGUCACGGGGGACGGCUUUCUCACGCAGGCCAAGGUGCAGCAGGCGCUGAGCGGCGGCAGGGAUUCCUCUCCUGGCCGCCUCGCAGGCCAAAGAUUCGCCGAGAUGGAUUACAACACGGACGGGCAGUGCACGUUCAACGAGUUCCUGUUCGCCUAUGUGGGAUGGGUGGGCACGGCAGAGGAGGACGAGGGGGACGCGGGGGAGGAGAGAGAGGAGCAGGCGAAGACCCCAAAGACCCCAAAGUCGCCAAAGACACCAAAGACGCCAAAAAGUCCGGGGAGGAGUAGAUGACAGGGGCAUGAGAGCAGUGGGUAGGGGGAGAGGACAGGAGAUGAGGGGGAGGAGAAAGAGGAGCACGUAACGACCCUACAGACUCCAAAAAUUAUGGGGAGGAAUAGAUGACAGGGGCAUGAGAGCAGGGCGUUGGGAGAGGGGAAAGGAGAUGAGGGGGGUGAGAGGAAGAAGUAGGAUCAGGCAAGGCCCCCAAAAAGGCAGGGACACUCCAAAGACACCGAAUAGUCCGGGAAGGAAUAGAUGCCAGGGGCGUGAGAGCAGUGGGUAGGUGACUCUCGAUGUGACAGCAGUGCGUAGGGAGAGAGGAGAGGAGAUAAUUGCUGGGGAAGAGGAGGAGGUGAGCUUGUUAGCAGCAGCGGGAUAGUAGUGAGCAUGUGGUGGCGGGCUAAGGAGGGAGGGGAGCGGAGCAUUGUGAGGAGGAGGGAGGAGAAUGAGCAGGCUAGCAGCACCAGGUUUGAAAGGAAGACAUGGCGGUUUGAGUGUGUGUGCGCCUUUGGUGCGGUGGGAGCGGGUUGAGGGGCGAGGAGACAAGAGAGGGAGCGAGCUCAGCUGCGGACCUCCCAGAGGCAACAGCCCUGCAAGAGAGGGGCCCCUUAGCUCCUCCCACCUGUGUUUCUGGUUAGGGAGGAGGGCUGUUUGCCCGAGGCUCAAGGGGUGGGGAGGGCCUAAGGAAGGGAGAAAAAGGUGGGGAGGGGGGGGGGUGGGGGGGGGGGGGGGAGGGGAGAGGGGGGAGGAGAAGGUUAGUGAAGUUCCGCGUGCUUCAACGGUGGAGAGAUGGGUUGAUUUUAAGAAAGACGCUUGGUUGGCGGCAUCGGCGUUGUUUUUUUGUAGCGUAGGGCUGGAUUGAGAGGAGGUGAGAGGAGUGGGGUGUGUCGGGUGGUGGUCAGAGGACGGGCGGAUGAAGAAGGUUCUAGAGAAUCUUAGAAAAGCAGGUGGUGAGGGGAUUGGGGUGUAUGGGGCGGUUGGAGGAGGAUGGACUGCUGGAGAAGGGGAGGGGAUGCCAUGUAAGAUAUGAUGGUUGGGGGGGGGAGGGGGGGGGGGGGGGGAGAUAACGAUUGGCAAGCCCUAUUAUGCAUCCACUAGAGCAGUGUGUGGGGCGAUGCAUGCGUUGUAGAGUUGGGCAAUGUUUUUUUACAUUAAUAGGUCCAAUGUAUUUCUUACGUGCAUUACUGUUAUUGGGCUGGUAGUAUCGUGCGUGAUUAUUGUACGCAUGGCUAGGAGUUGUUCUAUGAAGCUUUCAUGAUUUAGUACU